This is a messenger RNA of Lates calcarifer (barramundi perch), 3142 nucleotides long. RefSeq names its product phospholipid phosphatase 3. The transcript has 6 exons. NCBI's taxonomy places the organism in Eukaryota, Metazoa, Chordata, Actinopteri, Centropomidae. Bases 294 to 1232 code for a protein of 312 amino acids. Gene Ontology annotation, molecular function: phosphatidate phosphatase activity. The record is from RefSeq and is a predicted model, not a curated record. Gene Ontology annotation, biological process: canonical Wnt signaling pathway; phospholipid metabolic process; phospholipid dephosphorylation.
UCUGGAGGAGGGGCUUUUCUUGGAGGGUUGUCACAGGACUCUACCCCCAUGGAAAGGAGCAAAGGAUGGUUAGAAGUUAGAGGAAAGCGGGCGGUGAUUGUUAGAGAAGCAGAUCUAGACAGAGCCUGUUUUCUUGACUGCAGAGUAACGGUACAGACUUGCAUGACGACUCCUUAGGAUUCAUGUACACUCGCUAGCCACUUGUAGUAGAUAGUUUAAUGUAAACGCCGCACUGCGAUUGCACGUAGCAACAUUUUAGUUCCCUUUCAACUGAAACACAUAACAAGUUUUAAAUGCAACGCUGUUUGAUUUAUGAGAAAACGAUGGCAGCCGAAACAAGGAACGGCGGGAGUUCACUGAACAACAAUAACUGCAAAGACCACCGCAGGAGAAAGUUACUGGUCGGAGUGGACCUCUUCUGCUUGUUUUUAGUGUUGCUUGUUGCCGUUUUUUUGCACAAAUCGCCCUUCCCGCCUUACCAGAGAGGAUUCUUCUGCAAUGACAACAGCAUCAGGCUUCCAUAUAAGAGCAGCACGGUGUCCACCACCGUGCUUACAGCUGUGGGCGUCACCGUGCCCGUGGUCUCAAUCAUCAUUGGAGAAAGCUAUAGGAUCUACUUUCUGAACGAGGGAUCCAAGUCUUUCGUAGGGAACCCCUACAUUUCUGCUCUCUACAAGCAGGUUGGGGUGUUCAUCUUUGGUUGUGCCAUCAGUCAGUCCUUCACUGACAUUGCCAAAGUGUCAGUAGGCCGCAUGCGCCCACAUUUCCUCGAUGUGUGCAAACCUGACUUCUCCACCAUCAACUGCUCCCUGGGCUACAUCACUGACUACCAGUGUCAGGGGCCAGAAAGCAAAGUUCAAGAGGCCAGGAAGUCUUUCUUCUCUGGACAUGCAUCAUUCUCAAUGUACACCAUGCUUUAUUUGGUGUUCUACCUGCAGUCUCGUUUCACUUGGCAUGGAGCCCGCCUGCUGCGCCCCCUGACCCAGUUCACCCUCAUCAUGAUGUCUUUCUACACCGGCCUGUCCCGUGUCUCUGAUCACAAGCACCACCCUACUGAUGUCCUGGCAGGUUUUGUACAGGGAGCCCUGGUGGCCUACUGCAUAGUAUUCUUUGUGUCAGACUUGUUCAAGCCCAAAGGUAGACGUUCUACCCUACUGCCAACCCCAGUGAAGAAAGAUCUUGUUCCUCCAGCAGACAUCAGAGAGCGAAGCAACCAUCUCAUCAUGGCAUAGAAAGACUGCAAACUGAAUGUAUAUAACCCUGACCUGUGCCAUGCAAAUCACUACUAUAGCCACUGGUCAAUACUGGAUAUAAUAACCUCCAACAAUCUGGAUAAUGCAGAUAAACAUGGAAUCUUGAACAUCUCAAAGGGUUAGAGGAGGCUAUGGAAAAGCAGUCAAGCAAGUUAUGCUGUCGGAAUGGAAAUUUUCAUCUUUUUCCUCAGUCUCACCAGACAUUUUAAUGUGGAAAAGAGAGAGAACCAGGGAUAUCUGUCCCUCUUCCUCUGUUGUGAAAGAGAUCUGCCUUGUAGAUUCUCCACUGCUGUCAAGGCCUUUCCGUUGGACUAAAGUCUGAAAUGAAACAAAAUAGAGACAUGGCAGCUGUAAACAAAGCUCUGUGGAGCUUUUGUGCCUUCUUCCUUCGGCUGCAUCCAGCAUGGGAGCCAAACUCAUAUUCCUGCCACUCUCUCACUGUGUGACUAAUAGAAACAGAUCAAAAGAAAAAAACAAAUUCCUUGAUUUGAGGAAGGAUAUUGUUUUAGUUUGGUUUUACUACAAACACAAGUAUUGUACGUAUGUGUGAUUUAUAGCACUAUUUUAGCUAAACUCAGUACUGUUUGUCACCACUUGAAUGAUUCUGAAGUGAAGCUUUUGAAAAGCUUUGUAAGCCAUUGUAAGUUUUUAUUAUGUCCAUAAUGUAGUGUUCCUCAGAAGGUGCACAUGAGUUACAGUAGGUGGAAAGUACAGUGAGGGCGUAUGUGUUGGAUGUGGGCCUCUUUCUGCUGGGCAGGACGAGCCCCCACUGAGCCAUUUAAUGAAAUGCCUGUCUGUUAUAUGUACCAGACGGGCGCUCACAAGUGUUAGGUCAGAGUGUGUGUGUGAGAGUGUGUGAGAGUGCUGGGUGUGUCCUUUGCGUAUGCUCGUGUGUAUGUCUCUGUGUGUGUUUGGGUGAGGCCUUUCUGUGUGUGUCUUAAUGUCAUGUCUAUAUAUUUCAGUGUUUAUAGCCUACAAGUGUGACUCUCUCCAACCAGAGAGCAGGCACCUGCUCCAACAGACACAUGUUACUCGAGACUGAAACACUGUGGAAAAAAGCAUCAUAUACAGUAUACAUAUUUUACUGUUACUAAUCAUUGUGAUUAUUCACAUUACUGAGAAAUCCUGUGAUAUACUGUAUACUAUACAGACAUUUAUACACUCACAAACAAGACAGGGACUAGAGCAGUGGAUAUAAACAGUAGCUUUUCAGUAUAAAAGCUCAAUUUAGCAAAACAGUAAAAGACACAAUUUAUUACUUUGGCACAAUGUAACUUCUUAAUAUCUCAUAAAGUCUUGUAAAGUAAUACAACAGGGGUAGCAAUGAGACUGUGUAUUAUAAUAGAUGAAAUCAUUACAUUGAAUUUUAAAGUGAUAAUCAUGCUAAUAUGUUUGCAUGAUAUUGAUGUAAUUAACUAGUAUUAAUAAAACCACUGACUGAAAACAUCAUCCUAAUGUAUUUUUAAGUCACUGAGACAAACAUUGAUCUGACACCUACAUGGAAACUAGUCCUUUCUUCAUACAUGUCUUGAAAAAUCUGCUAUAUACAGCAUCAGAAAAUUCUGCAUGCUACCAUUCAUUGUACAAUACUGUACAGUGUAUAUAUACAGUGAGAAAUGCCCACUAUGACUUUGUGUCGAGACCUGUGUAAAUGUAAAACAUGCUGCUUUAAAGAGGCAAAGCUUGGCAGAUGUCAUCCAGUAAAGUUGACAACUUGUGAAAAUUAAGUUUUAUUAAAAAACAAAGCUCUCAAAGUAGACAGCUUCAGUACAUUUUUAUAAAAAAAAAAAAGCCUUCCAAUAUUUUUGUAAUGUUGUGAAAUUUUGUACAAUGAAACUGUAAGACGUAUCAAAGAUAAAGUGUCUUUAAUAAAACACAAAAGAUGAAAA